This is a messenger RNA of Asterias rubens (European starfish), 1136 nucleotides long. Its product is annotated as putative tRNA (cytidine(32)/guanosine(34)-2'-O)-methyltransferase. Gene Ontology annotation, biological process: tRNA methylation; cytoplasmic translation. The transcript has 10 exons. Gene Ontology annotation, cellular component: cytoplasm. The record is from RefSeq and is a predicted model, not a curated record. Gene Ontology annotation, molecular function: tRNA methyltransferase activity. Bases 79 to 1104 code for a protein of 341 amino acids. Lineage: Eukaryota; Metazoa; Echinodermata; Asteroidea; Forcipulatida; Asteriidae.
AAAAGACAAACAGACCUGUGUGGAUGUGAUGGACAGAUAGAGAUUUAACUUUCGUCGAUGUGAGUUGAUGAGAUCAUCAUGGGGCGCUCUUCAAAAGACAAGAGAGACAUCUAUUAUCGAUUGGCCAAGGAAGAAGGCUGGCGAGCUCGUAGCGCUUUCAAACUGCUUCAGAUCAACGAGGAAUUCAACAUUUUUAAAGGUGUUAGCAAAGCAGUUGAUCUGUGCGCAGCUCCUGGUAGUUGGAGUCAAGUCCUGAGUAGAAAACUCAGACAGAGCGAUGCGGACAAGGCAGAGGUCAAGAUUGUAGCAGUUGACCUUCAGGCCAUGGCUCCUCUAGCAGGGGUCAUUCAGCUGCAGGGGGAUAUAACAAAGGAGUCAACAGCUAAUGAGAUCAUUAGUCAGUUUGAAGGAGAGCAGGCUGACUUAGUAGUGUGUGACGGGGCACCAGAUGUAACAGGACUUCAUGACAUCGAUGAAUAUAUACAAGCACAGCUCCUUCUUGCUGCGCUUAAUAUCACCACUCAUGUCCUAAAGACUGGAGGAACGUUUGUUGCAAAGAUAUUUCGUGGCAAAGACGUCACUCUCCUCUACUCACAACUCAAGAUCUUCUUCCCGAAUGUGACGGUCGCCAAGCCGAGAAGUAGCAGAAACUCAAGUAUAGAAGCGUUUAUUGUUUGCCAGGGCUAUGCUCCGCCGGCUGGCUACAAACCCAACAUGUCUAAUCCACUACUCGAUCAACGUUAUAAUGUAGAUUUCAACAGCCUAGAGGGACCAAACAGAGUAAUUGUACCGUUCUUAGCGUGUGGUGACCUCAGCGCCUACGACUCGGACAAAACCUAUCCACUAGAGCUUGAACCGGGUGCAGGUUACUCCUAUCAUCCUCCGAUGCAAGCACCGAUAGAUCCACCCUACAAGACCGCCUGCUACCUCAAGAAAACUGACAAGCUGUCCAAACCGGAUGUUGCCGGUUCAAACCAGUCCACACCAGUAGCAGCAGCAACCAGUUCCAGCCAGUCAGAACUAGAUGAAGUGUUGAGUGUGUCCAGUGUGGAUGACACAAGUACCAGGCAGUCAGAGAUAGACAUUCAAGCAAGUACGACGUAGUCGAUGGUAUGCUUGAAUUGUGCACAGCUGGU